Blumeria graminis f. sp. triticale is the source of this 1119-nucleotide messenger RNA. Lineage: Eukaryota; Fungi; Ascomycota; Leotiomycetes; Helotiales; Erysiphaceae. The record is from the annotation of a GenBank genome assembly.
AUGCGCAAAUAUAGAGGUCGUAUGAAGCUUGUGCUCAAACCAUGCUCGACAGAUGAGGUAUCGAAGAUACUGAAAUACUGUAACGAUAAGAUGUUGGCGGUGGUGCCGCAGGGCGGCAACUCGGGCCUAGUCGGUGGCUCAGUCCCUAUUUUUGACAAAAUUGUCAUCAAUAUGAGUCGUAUGAACGUCAUUCGCGAUUUUUACGAGGUCUUGGGUGCUCUCGUGGUCGAUGCAGGCUGUAUUCUCGAAGUAGCUGACGCUUAUCUUAAGGAGAGAAGCUAUAUUUUCCCUCUAGACCUCGGCACAAAGGGCUCAUGCCAAAUUGGGGGAAACGUUGCGACAAAUGCCGGAGGUCUUCGGCUCAUAAGAUACGGUAGUCUUCAUGGAAGUGUUCUAGGAAUCGAAGCAGUAUUACCUGACGGAACAAUCAUGAAUGACUUAUCGAAAUUGCGAAAAAAUAAUACCGGGUAUGAUCUAAAACAACUGUUUAUCGGCGCAGAAGGCACGAUAGGCAUAAUAACAGGGAUCUCGGUUCAAUGUUAUCCAUUCUAUUGCUUCAUCGAAACUAGUGGAUUUAAUCCAGAACAUGAUCAAGAGAAGCUCGAAAACUUUUUGGAGAGUGUUUUGGAUAAAGAAAUUGCACAAGACGGGGUAUUGGCUCAGGACGAGACUCAAAUGAUGGCGUUGUGGGGCUGGCGUGAAGGAAUUCCUGAGUCCUUAGGACACUGGGGAGCCGUCUACAAGUAUGAUUUAUCUAUUCCUACAUGUGAUCUCUAUGCUUUGGUAGAUGAUGUUCGGCAUCGUAUAAACUCCGCUGGGUUACUAGGCGAUUCUGACGCGUAUCCGGCUGUUAGUGUAGUUGGUUAUGGACAUAUGGGUGAUUCAAAUCUACAUUUGAAUAUUGCUGCUCGAAGUUUCGAGAAACAACUAGACAGAGUCUUGGAACUCUCUGUUUAUGAGUGGGUUGGAAAGCGUAAUGGCAGCAUUAGUGCUGAGCAUGGGUUGGGCCUGUCGAAAAAGAACAUUAUCGGUUACAGUCGAGAUGACACUAUGAUUCAACUGAUGAAACAGAUUAAAAACUCACAUGAGCUGCAGCACGGUAUUUUGAAUCCCUAUUAG